Molecule: messenger RNA, 1108 nt
Organism: Etheostoma cragini (Arkansas darter)
Lineage: Eukaryota; Metazoa; Chordata; Actinopteri; Perciformes; Percidae
Product: solute carrier family 25 member 45
Exons: 7
Coding region: 123-980 (285 amino acids)
Biological process (GO): transmembrane transport
Cellular component (GO): mitochondrion
Molecular function (GO): transmembrane transporter activity
Source: RefSeq, a predicted model, not a curated record
CUGCGCACUCGUCUCCCAGCCGGAGACCAGUGCUUUUUCCAGGUCGGAGGACGACUCGUUUUGAUGAAAAUGAGCUUGUAGUUUGUCGUCUACCUCACUACGGUUGUGAAAUUGUCCAAGCCAUGCCUUUUUUGGAAUUCAUAGCUGGGAGCAUUUCUGGUGCAGUUGGACUGGCAGUUGGUCAUCCAUUAGACACUGUGAAGGUGCGUCUGCAGGCCCAGUCUGUUUACAAAGGGAUAUUUCACUGUGUGGCUAAAACAUACUCUAAUGAAGGGCUCCAUGGGUUCUUCAAGGGCAUGGCAUUUCCGGUGCUAACCACAGGCAUCACCAACUCUGUUGUCUUUGGCUCUUACAGUAAUGCCUUAGAUUACCUCACUCAGUCUCAGCACAGUGACCGCAAUCAAGAAAAACUGGCUUCUUCUGCACAGAUAUUCACUGCCGGCUGCUUCUCAGGCCUGGUGCAGGUGUUUAUUACUGCCCCCAUUGACCUGGUGAAGGUGCGUCUUCAGGGUCAAACAACUGCUGACCGAUACCGUGGACCCAUUCAUUGUGUUGCUGUCAUCCUGAAGAAGGAGGGACCCAGGGGUCUGUUCAGAGGAGGGCUGGCCCUAGCCCUGAGGGACAUACCCUGCUAUGGACUCUACUUUUUACCUUACGAGGUCACCCGAAAGGCUCUGACUGAGAGCGGCAAAGAGCCAGGUACGCUUGCAAUAUUGAUGGCAGGUGGCUUGGCGGGUGUGGUGACCUGGGCCUUUGCCACGCCCAUGGACGUGGUGAAAGCCCGGCUCCAGAUGUCAGGGGCCGGCGGCCGGGAGUACAGAGGGGUCCUCCACUGCAUAAGAGUGAGCUUCAGAGAGGAGGGAGUGAGGGUCUUUUUCAAAGGCCUUCUACUGAACAGCCUGAGAGCCUUCCCUGUCAACGCGGUCACCUUCCUCAGCUACGAGAGUCUGAUGAGGAUUUUCUGCCCACCGACGAGAUGACCUCUCUCUUGAUGGCGAUUAGAUACACUCCCAGCCAUGCAAAUUGAAUUUUCCUUUGGUGUGGAAAUUUUAGCAUACAUUCACAAUGUGACUGUAAGUCAGAUAUUCUCAGGGUUACUUAAAACUUG